Molecule: messenger RNA, 2029 nt
Organism: Cladophialophora immunda
Lineage: Eukaryota; Fungi; Ascomycota; Eurotiomycetes; Chaetothyriales; Herpotrichiellaceae
Exons: 1
Molecular function (GO): oxidoreductase activity, acting on the CH-CH group of donors
Source: RefSeq, a predicted model, not a curated record
AAUGACCACCCGCAAAGCUUCCUCGUCGACGGAAGGCUUCUUCCAGGCCUUGCCCGUCGUUCCACCUUUGUUCACCUACAACAAAUCCAAAGGCUUGCCGAAAAGUGACACGACUAGGUCUGACGAUGAAGUCCUCGACAGGGUACUCUCACUGUAUAUUCCGUCCAACGCCGAGCAAGAAGUGUGCGGAUCGAUUCACGAAUUUUGCCGCCUCGCCAAUGCACCUUCUACCCUUCGUCUGACCGUGGAUUGUGAGAUAAAUCAGCCGUCACUACAUCCGCUGAAUACCUUUGGCGACAUUAACAAAGUCGACCCCCUUAGGACCAGUGAAGGAUGGAGAGGCUUGAAGAAAAUUGGAAUUUUAGCCGGUACUGUGGCAAAGGGCUACCCGCAACCAGGCGAAGCGAGUCCAGUAAGCUGGAAUAGAAGAGUGCAGCAGUUUGGCUUGAUACACGUCUGGUCUGGUGCCGAUGCCCUUGUUAUGUGUCCGGCGUCAAUGACCGACGGCGCCGCAAAAUUGCUCUCGACGCAUCUAAAAGACAGUGACGGCGACCAGCCAGGCCUUUCAGCAGUCUUGAAUGAAGUUUACAAGCGACUAAUCUCGCCAGAUCCUGGCUUCGCCUGGAGCAGUGGCCAAUGGAUGACAGAACGACCCGGAGGAAGCAACGUUCGGGACACCGAAACCACCGCAAAAAGACUCAGUCGAACAGAAAUCAACAUCGACAAUCAAAACGGACGCCAGUUUGACGCCCACGGCAUGCCAUUGGGACCAUGGUGGAUCGAUGGAUUCAAGUGGUUCAGCAGCGCAACCGACUCUGACAUGGCGUUGAUGCUUGCAUACACCGAAAAUGGUCUCAGCGCAUUCUACGCUCCGAUGCGCCGCCGCAGUGGUGAUAUUGCUCCAGGGCAGAAUGAGCUCAACGGCAUCCGGAUUCAGCGGUUGAAGAACAAAAUGGGCACAAAAGGCCUGCCCACAGCAGAGUUAGAACUUCGAGGCACUCGUGGCUGGCUCAUCGGACAAGAAGGAAAGGGCGUCAAGGAGAUAUCCACUCUUUUGAAUCUAACGAGGUUGCACACCGCAAUGGGCGGUACAGGAUAUUGGGCACGCUCUCUCACAGUCAGUCGAGCUUUUACCAAGGUACGAAACAGCGCCGACGGGCCACUUGCGGAGAACCCGCAGCAUCUGAGGUGGAUGGCAGCGGAGACCGUCAAAUAUUGGGCCGCAGUCCACCUAUCGUUCUUUGGCACUGCUCUUUUGGGUGCGUCCGAGCAAGAAUCUGUUAUGCGAGAGACCCGAGCGCAAAAGUUAAUCCCAGACCAAAAGUCGAUGCUUGAGACGCUUUUGCGAUUGUUGACCCCUGUCAUGAAGGCACGAGUUUCUCUGCAGAGUGUUCUUGGUGUCCGCGAAUGCAUGGAAAGCCUGGGUGGCGUCGGCUACUGCGAGAACAACGAGGAUGGCGGGAUCUUGAACAUUGCUCGAAUCUUCCGCGACUCGGUGGUCGGACCAAUCUGGGAAGGCACUGUGAAUAUCAUGGCCGAGGAUACCAUCAGGGUUAUCAAGGACAAGCGUCUGGGUGGGGGGAAUGUCCUUGAAAACGUGCUCCAAAAAUGGGCCGAAACCGUGCUCAAGGCGUGUGAGGAUGGCGGCAGAUUCCAUGAUGAGUGCGCAAUAGUCAGAGAGAGGUUGGCAGUCCUCGUCAAGUUGACGGAAGAGAUGGAGGUUGCCCGGUUGCACUGGGAAGGACGGAACAUCCUGGAACAUAUUGAGGCUGUUGUCUGCUCCUGUCUUCUGAUGUACGACGCCUCGGUGGACGGAGAUAAAAUCGUGACUGAAAUUGCAAAACGCUGGGUCUGGUCUAAAGCUCUUGUUGCUCAUGGGCAUACUCACUACGGGCAGGAUUGGAGAGGUCAAGUGGCGUUGGACAAGAGGAUCUUUCUCGGUGCUAAUCCUCAAGUAACUGCAUUGCAAGCUCGACUAUAAGUAGAUGGUCUGGAGCGAUCAUGAAGUAGUACAGGUGCUGGGAGGAAC